Oncorhynchus tshawytscha (Chinook salmon) is the source of this 2381-nucleotide messenger RNA. Its product is annotated as glycine-rich cell wall structural protein-like. The record is from RefSeq and is a predicted model, not a curated record. The transcript has 2 exons. NCBI's taxonomy places the organism in Eukaryota, Metazoa, Chordata, Actinopteri, Salmoniformes, Salmonidae. The coding region runs from base 203 to 778 and encodes 191 amino acids.
UUGUUUAUCCUGCUCAGCCAAUGAGAAGGUCAGAGAUAGAUCCCCUCUACAUGGCUGAAAUUGUCUGGAGGUUAAAGAGACCCGACAGUCACCUACCAUCACACACACAGGAUUGAGCCAAGAGGACAACAGGACUAGCAACGGACAUCCUCUGACCUGUCUGUGAUUUUCUUCAGCUCUUCGCCAACUUCUACAGGGAACUAUGAUGGUUGGCCAACAGAGACUUCUCCUCACCGUGGCAACCUGCCUAUUUCUCCUAGCAACCCUAUGCCCCACCUUAGAGGCUCGUCGUGGUGGGAGCUUCGGACGUAGUGGCGGUGGGGGGUGGGGAGGUAGUAGACGUGGAGGUAGCGGUUACCCUCGUCAAGGUGGAGGCACGGGAUACCGACCAAUGCCAUCCUCGAGCGGACCGGCAUACCGACCAAUGCCUGCCCAGAGUGGAGGCUCCAGUGUGGGGAAGAUGGCAGGGGCUGCUGCUGCUGGUGCCGUGGGGGGAGCAAUGCUGGGCAGUGCCCUGAGUCGUCCUGGCUAUGGAGGAGGAUAUGGGGGGUAUGGAGGAGGUUAUGGAGGUGGUUAUGGAGGCUAUGGAGGAGGCUAUGGGGGGUACCCCAGAGGUGGAGGGUAUGGCCCCAGGCCUGGUGGCUAUGAGGGACCAGAGGGCUCUGGGGAUAUGGAGUACUACUAUGGAGCAUCCAGCGGGCCCAUCUAUAACAGCAUCAUUGUCAUCAUUGGGUCACUAAUGUCACUGGUGAUGGGGCACUGGAUGGGAGUGAUGUAGAGAUAUAGUGAACAGAAAGAGAGGGAUAGAGUCACAACUAAAGAUAGACCAAGACCAUGUGUAUAUAAAGACUCUUGAGACCAAGACUAGACUCUGACCCCAGACCCAGACCAAGACCUUGGGUAUUGAGUCCCAAACCAUGACUGAACACUAAUCUCACAGGUUGUGAUUCCAUCUAAUUUGAUUUGCAGGUGUAGUGGAGCAGAUACACUUCCUGUAUAGCUCCCUGAUCCAGAAACACACUGAUGCAGAUUCUUUGUCAACUAACUAUUUGCACAACAUUUGUUUUCUGAGACAUACUUAAACAACAUACACAUAUCUAGUGUGAUAAUUUACCUUCCAGUCGAGCACUCACUACCUCAAUAACACAUGAUUUACUUUAGAUUUUCUUUACCAUGGUUGCUAUCAACACUUUAAUAUUGCCAUGCUGUGGACAUACAGUAUAAAGGUAAAUCUUUAUUUGAAAUAGUCCCGUUAAAACAGGUUUAACUUAUUUCAACACCCGGUAGAACACUGGCAGCGUUUGGAUUUGGAUUUGUAAAUUCUGUAUAUUGUACAAUUCUAUGAAUUUUAUUUUGUUUCCAUUAUUUUUCUUACUUUAUUAAAUAGGCUGUGUGUGUGGUGGAGUGUAUAAAUUCUAGUAUGAUCCAAAAAGUUUUUGUUUUGGUGUCAUUUGAUGUAUUUUUCCUGUGGGGUUAUUCCAAUGAAGACAUGAGAGACAGAGAUGUAAAUGUAUCCAUUUAUGACCUUGACUAUAAUCAGACUGUGAAGACGAACUACCAUCAGCUCAUUAAAAUGAGAAUGGGUCAGUUCAGAUAGAAGUCAUAUUUAGAUGAGGCUUUUGAUGACAGACUAAACAUUAAAAGUAAUGUCAGUACCUGUACAACAACCAACAGUCAAUCAAGGAUGGUUCUUGAAGGCAGAUUGGAUUCUAGAAUCUGACAUCUGUUCUUGGGAAUCUGUGAAUGGCUGUAUCUAGGCCAUUCAUUGAAGUGGAUCUCCGUUAAAAAUAAGAUUAGGAACCCGAUUCACACAGUGGAGGUAUUCAUUGCCAUGGUAAAGGGUUUUAGACUGCCCAGAGUAUCAUUGGGCUGCAAUGCUAUUGUUAUGACACAUAUGUUAACAUGUGCCAGGUAUGUUGGUCAGCAGUCAAUAAUAGGAUGUCCCAUGACUAAACACUCAUUGUGUGAUCCUGUUACUGUGGAAGAUCUCGUGGCUGGCAGGCUGUAAUACAGUCACUUCAUCACCAGGUGGAGACAUGAGGGACCUGGAAGAAUACUGGUUACCUGUUAGUUAACCGCAUAGGGCUGUUUCAUUAUGGAAAUGAUCCUCCUAACAAGUCUAUCUCACUCAUGCAAUGAUGGAUGGUAGACCUACAACGUGCUACUUGCUACUGCCCUGAUUAUCUGGAGGAACAGUAUGUUAUUUAUUGACUUGUUAUAUUAAUAAUGUUGAUCAUGAUUAUUGUAGAAAAUAAAGUGAGAACUAGAGAGAACUUUUCUCAAAUGUAUUUUCUCUCAGCACAAGAGAGCAUGAUAAAUGGAUCACCAGAAUGUUAAGGCAUCCUAAUAUACAAAUAAAGGGGUUCACUUUUUCCUCUUCA